GCUAUUUUUAUAUGAGACCCCCAAACAUACGCGCAGCAGUAUAGAGAGGAGAUGCGCGGAAGGCGGAAAACAUGGACGAAAAAGAAAAUGUCGAAGAGGUGUAGGGUUGUUCAUCCUCCCGUCGGAGCACAGGGGCAACACCUCCUGCUGGAGCUGCCCCUGGGAGCCAAGGUCCCCAUCAUCCCGGGAGUCCGCACCACCUUCUACACCACCAACCUCAGCGAGAGGCUGUAUCAGGAUAGUGCCAGCUUCGUGCUCACGGAUCCGAACAGCCAUCAGAUUGACUCUACUUACAACAGCCUGCAUGACCCCAACCUGAAGCAGUUUUUCAACAACAGAAACAGGCAGAGGCUUCUGGUUAAAAGGGGCUUAAUAACACCACACAAGAAAGUUAUCUGCACCCCCAAAGAGUUCAACCAGUACCGGGAGUACCUGACCACAGUGAAACUCGACUGGGAGAAGAGCUAUUUGGAACAGCAGAAGGAGCUGGUGAAGCAGUUCCUCAUCCUCCAGGAGAGGAACGAGAUCCCCCAGGAUGUGUCCGUCUGUGACAUGAGGGAGUGGCUCCUGGAGCAUGGGAGUACCAUGCACCGCGAUGGGGAGAGGGCAGCCAGGAUGCGGCUGCAGUAUGGCAAGCCCAGAGACGAGAGGCCCCUGAGCCACACUCAGUUGACCUGGAGGGUGAAGGAGCGGCUCAUGCUGCAGGAGCUGGAGGUGGAGGCCCGCAGGGAGCUCCGGCUGGAGCGCCGCUGGUCCUACCCCAGGGCAGCAGGAGUUACGACGAAAAUAACAGAGGGGGAUUUGAACAUCCCACCCACCCCAGGACCCUCCCCUGUUUUGAGCCCUUGCACAAGCAUGUUCAGUGGACCACAGGACUGGGAAACAAAGAUCUUCUCAUCCCCAUCUGAAGCAGACAUGAGUUCUCUCUUAGAAUCUCAGUCCUCCUACAGCAAGGUCAAGUCUGAUCUGGAAAUGAAGAGAGUGGCAGAACAUUUCAAACAGACUAUUGCAGCGGAGGAGCUCAGCCCUGUUGCAAAGAACCUAGUGGAGUGGGUGGUGAGGGAAGUGAGCAGCAUUUUAAUUCCUGCCAUCCGGGAGUUUGAGGAGUUAAGGCGGGGGGGGUCCCACACACGGAGCAACACCAGCUGUUCAGAAGCCACCGAUCUGGGUGGAGCAGAGAGCAGCAGUUCUGUUCUUCAGAGUUGGUUGUACCCCUCACCUCUUACUUCUGGGAGGACCUCUGAUGCGUCCCCAUCAGUCAGUAUAAGUAGCCCGGAGACAGGCCAGGAUUCCCCCAGGGAGAUUAAACCUCAAAGCGGUGCCUCUGCUACCCCAACAGAGGAAGACAUGAGGCUCAUGACACCAGAGACUAACUUUUUGGCCCUCCCCUCUCCAUCACUAAUCAAGAAGGCGGAGAGCAUUGUGUGGGAUAUAUUUAACAAAGCAGUGGACAUUGUCAGUUGUCUCCAGCCCGAGGCCAAAACUGAAGAAAUGACUCCACUCUCCCAUGACAAGGCCUUUAUCCAAAAGGCGAAGAGCAUUGUGUGGCAUGUGGUUUGCAGGGCAGCGGAGGAGGUGAAAUCACAGGCUGCAGGGGCAGACGUGCAGGUGGCACCCUGUCGUGGACCAGGGUCCCUUAUCAGUAGCUCCAGAAGCAGCCUUUAUUCUCAUAACAUUGUGGACACCGUCCUUGAAAGAGUGAAAUCCAGUCUUGAGAAAACAUCUGCAUUGCCAGAUAAGAAGGUAGAUGGUGAAGCCUCAGGCUCCCAGGAUUGCCAGCCUUCCAACCUGACUUCACACUGUAUCUCUGUAGGAGGUCAGCCCUUUGUGAGCAGUUUUGGGGAGUCCAGCUCCACCUGUAGGCUUCUGGGAGGGCACCCAUUGGAGAUGAGAUCUCAGGUACCAAAAGUGGAAAAUGAUGAGCUGGACGCAGACCUAGAGGUCUUUGCCCAUGAGAUAAUUUCCUUGAUCCUGAAAAAGAUUAAUACAGAAACAGAAGAAGAAAAGGAUGUCAAAACAGAGGUAAAAUCACCACCCUCUGAAAUCCAGCUACAGACUGCUCCCAAAUUAGGAGGCAAGAAGAAACAGAAAUCUGAUUUUAAGCCAUCUUCCGAAAGUGCAAUAUGUGAUAGCACAGACAUAAACCUCCUAAGCAUACAGGUUGUCAGUGCCAUAUUCCAGGAAAUUAAGUGCCAGAUGGAUGAAGAAGAUCUCCUGAAAUUUUUGUCAGGGGAAAAGCAAUCUAAAGAAAGUCUUCAGGCCCGUGAGAUUGUGACAUCUGUCCUGGCUCAGCUGAAAAACAGAGAUUCUUGGGACAAAGCCUCAAAGACCUCAGUGAUUAUGAUGAAGAGUGGGAAAGCACCUUCUAAGACUGUCGUCCAACAAGCGAGUACUGUGCAGUCCCAUAUAGACUUAUCCAGCAAUGAAGGUGUGGCAGAGAUGUUUGACAUUUUUAAAUCAAAAUUCCGAAGAGCAGUGGUUCAGCCAGUUUGUGACAUUAUUGAAAAAGCAGCUGCCAAAUUUAUACGCCUUAAAUCCACCUUGUCUCCUCUUGAUGUUGGGAGGAGCAGAGAAUCUAAGGAAACUGGGUUACAGAGCCAUUGUGAUGAAGAUAAAUUGUCAGGCUCAUCUUCUUCUGAAGUAAUUUUAGUGGCAUGGGAUAUUGUGAAUGCUAUUCUUAAGAAACUUGUUGAUGCCUCGGGCUCUGCUGACACUACUUGCUCAAAAGAAAGUGAGUUUAAACUCAGAACAUUUGUCCAAGCAAUGUCCCUGGACAGUGGUUCAGUUGAUACAGUAGCCUCUGGAAUGUCAUUUUCGUUGUCCCAGAUCCAGUUAGUCUCUGGACAGCUUGUAAACACAGUUGUGAGCAAACUAAAAGCCUUUGUAAGCCAAGAUACGUUGUCAUCAUCUAGUUCUUGGAAAUUGUCAUCCAGCAAAAGUCCCUGUUCUGUGGAUUGCCUAGAGCUGAUUUCUGCCUUGACCCCAGGCUCAGCCCCAGCUAGACUCAGUACUCCAGAAACUUAUACUGACAGAAGUCCUUCAACAAGUGCAGGUACUUCUAAUGGCUUGAUUGGAAAUUCAGGACCUUUAGGAAUGCGCCAGGAUGCUCAGGAGAGGCAGUCAAACAGCCAUGUUGAUGUGAAGAAUGUUGUCAGUCAGAUCCUGCGAUCAGUCAAGACUGAGAGAGCCUAUAAAGCCAAACAUGGGAAAGAGGCAACUUUGACAAUUGACCAAGUGUCAACAAUCAUUACAGAAGUCAUGUUUACCAACCUAAUUGAAAGCGUGAAGGACCCUGCCACAGUGGCAUACACAUCCCCCCAGAUCAGAUACACUCUUAGCCCCUGUGACUCCCUUCCAGAGCUGGACAGAUUCCGUGACCCUGUUUCAUCAUCCGUCACAUCGCUCCUUGAUGAGAAGUUUGGGGCCCAGGCUAAGAACCUGAAAACAGCCAAGCAUACAUUUAAGCGUGUCACAGCUCCCACCUUUGAGAAGUUGGUGCUUGAGCCUCAUGGGAAUAAAACAGACGUAGUCGUCCAAAAGGUUGCUGUGGAAGAGUUGAGCUCUGAAAGCCAUGGAAGUGCAAAAGUGAUGAAGGAUGUCAAACCUGUGGUUACUAGGCCCACUGGAAGUGGUCAUGAAGAGGCCCGUGACAGUGCAAGCUUGCAGUCCAGUAGGAACAGCUCCACUUUGACUGAAGACAUCCAACCUUAUUUCUUUGCUGCAAAGAUCUCAACAACCUCAAUUCAGCUUCUAAAAUCAGUUGUGGACAAAUUCGUCAAAAAGCUACUGACAGAGUGCUUUCUCUUCAAUGAGCUUCUAUCAAGUGAGUUAAGGCAGAAGCAGAAGAGCUGUCCUUCAGAUGAGAGGGAGAGGAGGCGACAGGUUUUCAGGCACAAGCUUUCAAGUGGCAGAUCCUUGCCGGCAGAGGAAGACAGACCCCAGAGGCCUGGGGAGUGCGGUUGGCCAGAUUCAGAGGAAUACCACGAGAUACUUGCGGCUUUCUCCAACCUGCUGGUGAAAACUGUGAUGGGAACUCUCAUGCCUGGCAUCACCUAUGAAACCGGGACAACAUGCAUUGAGGAUCAAGGUGGCAGCAAGCAAGCCAGUUCACACAGCUGUAAUAAACGGAACAAGCAUGCGAACAGCAGCCCCAGUAACAACAUGCAGGAAGAGCGAGGCAGAGCCAUUAGAAAGUCUUCCAAAGCUGAUGGCAAACCCACUGAAGUUCAAGGGACGUCUAGAGAUCCUGUAAAGAAUUCAGAUAAAAAAGUAGUGAGGCCCAAAAUAUUCACUGAGGGCUCCUCAGGAGAAAGAAAAACAUCAGACAAGUACCGUUGUACAACAAUCGUGGUACAUCCAAAAACCCCAUCUAAGCCCCCCAAAUAUGAAAAGCCGAAAUGCUCUGCAAAAGAGAGUUCAAAAUCCAUCAAAGGACAAGAAAAAGGAGCAGCAAAGGUAUUGGAACCUGAGAUAGAUACCAAAGCUGACCCAUCAUCUGCCUCUGCAUCCGAGCAAAAUCCGAAAUCUGAGUCUAAGGCUAGUCAGAAUUCUUCUUCUUCAUCUUCCUCAUCCUACAGAUCAGUAGAGUCUUCAGAAGUCAUUAUACUGAACUCUGAAGUAGUGCAAGAUAUUCUGUCCUGUCUGAUGAUGAAAAUUUACUGUGACAAUGUAGGAAAAUCAGACCCUUCAGAUGACAAGGAUCUUCCCUCCACUUCCUCUGUGAGUCAGAUUGCUUUGGAUCUUUCUGACAGUGUCCUGAAAGAAUUGGCAGAAUUCGAGGGGAUAGCCGUAGACAAACAAGCUGGUCAGAAGAAUAUAUUCCACGAAACAAGCACUGUUAACAAGGUCGCCAUCUUUGUGUACAAGGUCUUGUUGUACCAUAUUGGUUUUGACGCAUUGCAGGAAACUGUAGCUUCAAAAAGUGAGGCUGUGGUCCAAAUGAUAGCCAGUUCAAUAGCUAGGAAGGUUUUCAAACUUCAGAAACCAACUGGAAAUGAUUCAGCCCCAUCUCAGUCUGCUUGCAAAAGCAGUGAAUCUAGUGUGGUGUCAACCACUGCCCAAGACCAAAUCAUUAAACUCCCAGCACCCUCCACUUGUGUGUCCAUCAUAGCAUCUGAUAUUGUAGAGGACAUCAUUACCAAGUUGCUCCUCAAAAUAAGCUCUAAUUGCUGGACACAUGAUGAAGAAAAGCAGAACAGAUACAGUUCAGCUCUUAAUGACAUGGCAGCAGGUUUAGUGAAGUCUGUACUGGAGGACCUCUCCCCUGACCAGACAAGAAGUGCAGGCGUGAAAGAGCAAGGCACUGAAAAGAGAGUCCUCCACUCUCAACCUUCCAGUGUGAGAAAAGCCGUCAACUCAGCUCACCAGGACCUAGUGCAACAGAGCGGCUCCUCAGCUUCACUGCAGAAGGCAGUAAAAUCUGGGAGUGAGGAAGUCACCACCGCAAUCAGAGCGGCCGUUGUGAAGCAGAUCUACGAGAUCUUUCUUUCGGGAUGUGACUCCUCAUCCAGCUCAAUCUCUAGCUCUACCUCAUCCAUCCAGUCCCACUCCAGUGAAGAAACCCGCAAAGUUCUCAAGUCUGCAGUGAGUGAUGUUGGGUCCACCAGCAGUGAAAGUUCACCAUCAGUAUCAUCUGUGCUCUCCUGUGAAGAAUUUGAGAUAAAUUGUGAAACGGUGAAGGAAAUUAUAACCAGGCUGCUUCUGGAAAUGCACCCUAACCUGUUCAAAGAAGGAGAGCAGCCCUGCCCGGCUGGGUCCAGCUUGCCUGUUAGCUCCCUCUUUGAUGAUGUAGUGAAGACGCUGUCAACUGUUCCGGGGGUGAAGAUCACCCAGCAUAAAGAAGGAAGCAGUUGUUACAAACCACUCAACAUUACAAGAAUUGUGCAAUCUGUUCUUCAGCAACUGGUGCAGAAAUCUGGCUCCAAGCUGAUUCUCCAAUUUGGAGUAGCAUCCAAGAAUAAGUCAGUCUACAAAGACAUUGUUCAGUUUGUGGUCAAUGAGAUAAUAAAAAGGAAAACAGACAUGUGCGCGAUUGUGCCCCCUGCUUUUGUCCCCGAAAAGGACUCCCAGUCUACUGAUAGGGAUUUGACUUCAUCGCCCAGUGAACAGGAGAAUGUGAAUGGAACAGUUCCCUCCCCCACCACUGAGGAUAUUGUCUUGCCAUUUGGAUUGAUUGAGCACAUCAUCGCCAGACUUCUUCUGAAAAUGCACCCUCUUGUAGCACCUCCCCACGACUUCUAUUGGCAUCCAGACUGCCUGACGAAAUCGCAGCUCUGCGAGAUUGCCCUGGACCUGACUGAGAAGACACAGACUGAGUUGUCCCAGAUGCAAGGAGUGUCUAUUGGAAGUGAAGAGGGAGAAGAGAAUGGCUUUCCUCGACUUUCUGUAAUUAAAGAGGUAGUGAAUUUCAUUCACAGGGAAAUGCUUGAGACUAUUGGCUCCAAGCCUGAUCUCCAGAAAGCAGUUGCAACCAGAAGUCAGUCAGUACUCAACAAAAUACCCACCUCUGUUAUCCGUGAAUUAUUGAAACUAUACAGUUCAGUUAGUGUCCAUUACAGUCCAUUACCCCAUGAGUCUCACAAGAUCAUCAGCACUGCUCCGAGGCACUCAGGUACAGCCUGCAAGCAAGGGGCAGAAGAUUAUGCCAUGACUUUCUUGAAGCGUCAGCAAGCAAUCCUUCUUGGUUCAAUAAAACCUGGAAGUUUUCUUCUGCCUCAAGACAGAUUAGAACUAUGCAAGGUGGAUCCCUUUGCUUCCAUAAGACCCAGGAUAAACAUGUCUCUUGCAGCCUCAUAUCAAAUGUUUUUUGUGCCUGAACAUUUCAUAAGAGACAUUCUGAACAUUUUGCUGUGGAAACUGUGCCCUAUUAUGCCAGUCAAUGAUAAGGAACUCAUCUCUAAGCGGAAUGAACUGGAAGAUACACUGCUAAGAUCAGUGAUGAAGGACAUUGCGUUAUCAGAGGGAAGAGACAAUGUCUUUAGCCACUUCAACACAAGAAUGAACCAAAAGGCAGAGGAGCGAAUGGUCCAUAAGAUAGCAGAUUCAGUCUACCAUGAGCUCACACAGGGCUCCCAGAAACAAGGUAUUUUCUCGGUUGAUACAAUCUAUGAGAGCAAGGCCAAGCACCAGAAGGUCUCCAGGAUUGUGACCAAGAAAUUGCUUUUGUGUGGCAAAUCUGUUCAUCCUAUCAAUGAGACUAGACCUGCCUUCAGCAUCCAACAGAUUGGAGAGAUUUCAAAAAAGGUGGACCAGCUGGUCCCUGUUGAUACUGACAACAAGAUUUCCCUCAGUGAGGCGUUUGAGAAAAUCAUGGCCAGCCUCCCACAGGAACCUGACACUGCAGCACCUAUCAGUCCCCCGGAGGCCCCGGACAGUGAGGGACAGGAAGACACACAGGCUGCAGGGCUGGAUGAAACACCCCAUGAUGUACAGAUACAAACAGAGACACAGCUUGCAAUUGCAGAUGAAGUCAAUGAAGAUGCAGACUCUGGGGAGCAAUCUGACGAACCCCCAAUAGAAGUUGCCCUGCAAACUCAGAGAAAGAAAUCGAAGAGCCGCGUCCGACGUUUUUUCUCCAGAAUCAGAAAGGCGGUGUGCGGAAUGUGCUGCGUCAAAAACCGCUCUGACUAAUCAAUCAAAAAAACACAAAAAAAUGGAUUUAAAAAUAUUUUAAAAAAUGAUAAAUGAGCUACAUAUGUUUUUGCCCUCAUUUUCUUCCGUAAUUUAUACUCCCUCCAUUAUUUAGCUGUUCCAAAUCAAAUUUAUCUGCCCCCUCCAAAUUACACCACAUGGUUUAACUAAAAUCCCCAGAUGUUCCCCUAUUGCAUCCCCAGCCCAGACAUUUCUCCUACAAUGAACUUUUUGGCCAGCACAGCUGGUACCAAAAAUGUCAGCUCCCAGGAGGAUGGGGGUCAGCUCAGACGACCUCCUCCCCACCUCACCGGGCACCUGGUCAGGAGGAGUUGGUGUGGUGCUGUGGGGCUCCAUUUACCCUGGCCUUGUCUGUCUCAACCCAGGGUCACCAACUGUACCUUUACUUUACCGCAAGGGAAGACUACUGUUUAAUGAUAAGUUUAAUCAAUAAAGAUUUUCAUUAUCAA
Messenger RNA from Lepisosteus oculatus (spotted gar), 8099 nucleotides. RefSeq lists its product as uncharacterized. Lineage: Eukaryota; Metazoa; Chordata; Actinopteri; Semionotiformes; Lepisosteidae. The record is from RefSeq and is a predicted model, not a curated record.